Molecule: messenger RNA, 444 nt
Organism: Hibiscus syriacus
Lineage: Eukaryota; Viridiplantae; Streptophyta; Magnoliopsida; Malvales; Malvaceae
Product: 60S ribosomal protein L34-like
Exons: 5
Coding region: 24-386 (120 amino acids)
Biological process (GO): ribosome biogenesis; translation
Cellular component (GO): ribosome; cytosolic large ribosomal subunit
Molecular function (GO): structural constituent of ribosome
Source: RefSeq, a predicted model, not a curated record
UUCCAAUGGUCUGAUGAAGUAAAAUGGUUCAGCGGCUUACAUACCAGAUGCGCCAUAGCUACGCCACCAAGUCCAACCAGCACCGGGUCGUCAAAACUCCUGGUGGGAAACUUGUCUACCAGACAACUAAGAAGAGAGCUAGCGGACCCAAAUGCCCUGUUACUGGCAAACGAAUCCAAGGGAUUCCUCACUUGAGGCCUGCUGAAUACAAGAGGUCUAGGCUACCUAGGAACAGGAGGACUGUGAACCGUGCAUAUGGUGGUGUGUUAUCUGGUAGUGCAGUCAGGGAAAGGAUCAUUAGGGCCUUUUUAGUUGAAGAACAGAAGAUAGUGAAGAAGGUUUUGAAGAUUCAGAAAGCCAAGGAAAAGCAGUCAUCUAAGAGCUAAAAGAUGAGAUAAUGGAAGGCUUUAUUUUCAACACUACUUUGUUUCAAUUAAAUUUUGA